Molecule: messenger RNA, 1117 nt
Organism: Polyodon spathula (Mississippi paddlefish)
Lineage: Eukaryota; Metazoa; Chordata; Actinopteri; Acipenseriformes; Polyodontidae
Product: protein PML-like
Exons: 4
Coding region: 11-805 (264 amino acids)
Biological process (GO): DNA catabolic process
Cellular component (GO): cytoplasm
Molecular function (GO): 3'-5'-DNA exonuclease activity; nucleic acid binding
Source: RefSeq, a predicted model, not a curated record
CUUACUCAUAAUGUUAAUGGUUGUGCGUAAAGAACGAGGAGGACAUUCUAGCUUUCCAGUCUUCUGUCAACAUCUGUCCGACAAACGUCUAUUCACCGGUAACAGACCUUGUGAAAUACAAAGUCCAGAAUCAGAAAUGCAGUCGAGUUGGAGCUCUGUUGCGCAGAAGGGUGCAGGCAUGUCCUGUGAUCAGACAGAAGACUACACCCUUGUGUUCUUUGACUUGGAGACCACUGGACUGGAUAUAUUUCAUUGUGAUAUUAUCCAAGUUUCUGCAAUCAGUGGGGAUAAGACCUUCAAUGUCUACACGUAUCCUCGCCAGCAGAUCUCUGAGGAGGCCUCUGCUGUGACUGGAUUAACUGUCGCAAACCAAAAACUAUUCCUGCAUGGUGUUCCCAUAGAGACAAAGACCCAUGAAGAGGCCUUCACAGACUUCCUGGCCUUCCUUGGCACCUUACACCGGCCUGUGCUCGCAGGUCACAAUAUCAGGGGGUUUGACUGGCCCAUUAUGGCUAGGAUUUUGCUUGAAUUACACCUGAUAAACAAUUUCAAUAAAGUGUUGUCAGGAUUCCUGGACACACUUCCCUUGGCCAGAGACCUCCUACGGAACUCUGGUGUCAAGAAUUUUAAGCAGCAAACUCUGGUGAAGGCGAUUCUGAAGAAAUCUUACAACGCCCACGAUGCAGUGGAAGAUGUUAAAUCUCUGCAGGAGCUCUACUAUGCUUUAAAUCCUACCCCAGCGCAAAUGGCCAGACACCAUAUAAGUCAUGGGAAGAUGACCCAGCACAUAAAUUAUGGUUUGUAAACCAAAAAGGGAGGAAUACUGUUUAUGACUCAGGGAAAGCUGACAUGAGUUUGUAGGAAGCACAGUACCACACUUGAUUUUUAUAAAGGUAUAAAAACAAAUAUGAAAUAAUAAAUGCUUGGGCGAUAUACUUCAAAAUUGCUUCUCAAAAUGAAUAAUAUUUAGAGCUGUAGCUUGCUGAUGGCAAGAAUAUAUUAAUUAUGGUGCAUCUGUGUUUUUAAAAUCAACCUUUGUAGCUGUACUUCUGAAUCUGUUUUGAAAAGGGAAGUUUCCUCCUACAAGUGUUUUCAGAUUAAAGUUUGAUUGUGUGUG